AUGCAGCAGUGUACGACAGUGGCAGAGGAGGGUGAUCAUGGCUUGCUUCCAGAGACUCUUUCAAGCUGCCCCUUGGAACAAGCUGCCCCUUGGAACAAGCUGCCCCUUGGAACAAGCUGCCCCUUGGAACAAGCUGCCCCUUGGGACAAGCUGCCCCUUGGUACAAGCUGCCCCUUGGAACAAGCUGCCCCUUGGAACAAGCUGCCCCUUGGGACAAGCUGCCCCUUGGUACAAGCUGCCCCUUGGAACAAGCUGCCCCUUGGAACAAGCUGCCCCUUGGAACAAGCUGCCCCUUGGAACAAGCUGCCCCUUGGAACAAGCUGCCCCUUGGGACAAGCUGUCCCUUGGUACAAGCUGCCCCUUGGAACAAGCUGCCCCUUGGGACAAGCUGCCCCUUGGGACAAGCUGCCCCUUGGUACAAGCUGCCCCUUGGAACAAGCUGCCCCUUGGAACAAGCUGCCCCUUGGAACAAGCUGCCCCUUGGAACAAGCUGCCCCUUGGAACAAGCUGCCCCUUGGGACAGAAGAGAUCAAUUAG
Procambarus clarkii (red swamp crayfish) is the source of this 537-nucleotide messenger RNA. The record is from RefSeq and is a predicted model, not a curated record. NCBI's taxonomy places the organism in Eukaryota, Metazoa, Arthropoda, Malacostraca, Decapoda, Cambaridae.